AGAGAGAGAGAGAGAGAGAGAGAGAGAGAGAGAGAGAGAGAGAGAGAGAGAGAGAGCCGGUUGGAUAAGACAGUGCCCAGUAACGCAAGGGGGGGGGGACCAAACAACUUCCAAACCGUUGUGUCCUCUGGGCGGUCUGCGGGGAGCUCUGGAGCUGUUGCCACCAGAGAGGUGGGUUUAAAACGUCCUCGUUCUCGGUCAGAGAUGGAGUACCCCGACGACUUCCUCCUUGCUGAGCUGGGCCACCUGCAGCUCUACAACGACUUCAAUGGUACCUACUACAAUGAGACCGAAGCCUUACUGCCAACAGGCGUGAAGGUCACCAUCGUGGUCGUCUACAUGAUUGUCUGUGUCAUCGGCCUGGUCGGGAACUUCCUGGUCAUGUAUGUGAUCAUAAGAUACACAAAGAUGAAAACGGCCACUAACAUCUACAUUUUUAACCUGGCUCUUGCUGACUCUUUGUUCCUGGCUACUUUACCUUUCCAGGGAACCGAUGUGUUCCUGGGCUUCUGGCCAUUCGGGAACGCUCUGUGUAAGGCGGUGGUGUCUAUCGACUACUAUAACAUGUUCACCAGCACCUUCACCCUGACAGUGAUGAGUAUGGAUAGGUACGUGGCAGUCUGCCACCCUGUCAAAGCGCUGGACAUGAGGACUCCUCACAAGGCCAAGGUGGUGAAUAUCUGUGUGUGGGUGUUGGCUUCAGCCUUUGGCGUACCGGCCAUGGUCCUGGGAAAUGUUGAGGAGGAACAAGAGCAUAACAGUGUUGAGUGCAUCAUGGUUUUACCUGAACCAAGGACUCACUGGGAUCCUGUCUUCGGUACCUGUAUCUUCCUCUUCUCCUUCCUCAUCCCCGUUGCUAUCAUCAGCAUCUGCUACAGCCUGAUGGUCAAGCGCCUGCGCAACGUUCGCAUCUUGUCUGGCUCCAAGGAAAAAGACCGCAACCUGCGGCGCAUCACCAGGAUGGUCCUGGUGGUGGUGGCAGCAUUUGUCGUCUGUUGGACACCUAUCCAGAUAAUGGUCCUGGCUCAGUCUCUGGGCUUCAACCUGACCAGCUUGUUCACAGUGGUCCUGAUGCACUUCUGCAUCGCGCUGGGCUACGUCAACAGCAGUUUGAAUCCUGUCCUCUAUGCCUUCCUGGAUGAGAACUUCAAGCGCUGCUUCCGGGAGUUCUGCAAACCCUCGCCAUUCCGCCUCGACACCCAACAGUCAGGCAGGAUGAGGAGCAUUGCUAGGGAGGUGGCGGCUGCUUACAGCUGCAAGGCUGAUGGCAGGGGGUCAGGAGGAGGGACGCCUAAUCCUGCAUGACUAGGCGUGGAGCUCCCCUUGGUGGGGGUAGACCCCAAACAGAGGGAAGAGAACCACGGGACAGGGAACUCCAACACAGAAUUGACUCAGAUUACAGCUCUCUAGCGGCACGAGCCCCCCCGCCCCCCAACUAGAAGACUGGCUUGGGGCGGGGGGGAGGGCGAUGAGGAGGAUGGGGUUGAAAGGAAAAGAAUUUAGGAACGCAUAAGGAUGGUAAACAUAUCGUGCUUAUAGUAUAUGGGUGGAGGGAAAUGGAAUACGUUGAAAGCUUUGGUGGGAUGGGUGUGGACAUCUAGGAAGGAGAUAGUGCCAGAUAUGGGAGCAGCUCAGACCAUUCUGGAUCCUGGAUCAAGGAAUGACUAUGGUCCUAAUUCCACUGAGGCAUUCAGAUAUUUUGGAAAGUAAGACUUUCAUCCAACUAUCUUGGUGGACGUAAACACAAAAGAGGUAACACCAUUAUUUGACACUUCAGCUCCAAAAAAAAGCCUGAGUCUGGUAUCUGUUGCUGCAUCUCUAGAAAGAUGCCUGACUCUGUACUUGGGUAUGAGAAGGCAGAGGUUGGGGAGAGUCAUUUGUAGAGACCAUAUUAUAGAUGUAAUAGAGUGGGUGCAUAUACCAAAAAAAAAGAAAAAACACAAUGCCCUACUUGGUGCUUGUAAAAAGAAUAUACUCAACAUUGGAAGCACAGAUCUUGGCUAUCUGGCGGUAAGGACCACAUACUGAAGAAGCCAAGGAAGACUUAGGCUUUCUGGAACUGUGAAAUAGAGAAUAAACACUUUCAUUACAGUUAAUUGUAUCUUUAUCCGUUGAUGUUUCAGAAUUACCAACUUCCUGUGCUCCACACUCAUCCCAGUACGGGGUAUAUGUUGGUUUCUCUAAAGAUGGGUCUAGAUAAUGGUAAUAUGCUGCUGUAAGCCCUUAUAAGGACUGGGCAAUCAAAGUAUGAUAUUAUAUUUCAGCCUUUAGACAUGAAGUUGGAUGUAAAACAACAGCUGGCAUAAGAAAAAGAACUAUGUGCUGCAAACUGCUCUUGAACAAUAUUUCUCAAACUGUGUGUAUGGAAUCUGAAUGGGUCACAUGAAUGUUAUUUAUCAUAGGGGCAACUUUUCUCAAUGUGUUCUGAAGCAAAUCAAGCCCGAGAAACCCUGUCAAACUAGUUUCUGAGAGUUUUUGUUUUUUUAAAACUUACUAUGAUCACCAGUGAAAAACUGGUGGUAUUGUAAUCUGAAAAAACAGCAAAAAGUGAACAACAAAAUCAGUUUUUGGGACAAGCCCAGCCUGGGUAUUAAUCCUUCUUCUUGUUCUUGCUACAUAAGAUGAAUGACAGUGCCUCUCUGUGGUGUGUCCACAAAUGAAAUGUAAAUUAGCCAGUCUAAGGGUAGGUACCCAAUUUUGCACCUCGGACUUGCGAAUUUUUGCCACAAACAUCAUCUUUCUUAUUCUAUCUACAUGACCUGGGCAAAAAAACGUAUUCAUAAAAGCUGUUUCAAAUAUUUGUUUCAAGCAAAUCUGAAAUGCAGAAGUUGUCAAAUAACAAUUAUGAGAUUAGUUGUAAUGAAUUAGUUCUUCUUAAUUGUAAUGACAUUUGAAAAACAAUCCUCAUUUUUUUGAAACACGCUUACAAGAUGAUAUUUACAAUUGAACCAAACAUCUCUUGUGAAACUUUUCAACACAAUUUGUUUAAAAAUGAAUACAACGAAAUAGACAUUACUCUAAACCUGAUAGCUAACUACCUGAGUCAUUCACCACACUGCAGUUGGCCAGUUGAGCCAACAUUUCCACAGUUAGUUGAAAAGAAAAAAGAAAACAUGAAUGUUUGCUGGUAAUGAUGAUAAGUAGGGCUGCCUAUCAUUUAUACUUGAUAUGUUUGGAGUCUGCUUAAUAAUUCUAUCUCUUAUUGAAUCCUAAUUUUUAAAUCUUUGUAUUUUGUUUGAGCACAAACAGAAACCAACGUAAUGUUGCAAUCCUUAAGAUUUCAUUCCUAACAGCAAAUGCUGUUUAAUACAACAAUCCCAGAAGUUUGAGGGCAGCAGAGCAAACUGUUGCUGUUUCAAUAAAGAAGUCAGGCAAUAAUUGAUCUUUUCCGUCUUUCUGUGAACAACCAUCAUUGGAUUGUAUGCUGCACACGGCAUGAUUCUGUGAACAUCAAAAGUGAAAGUAGUUGGUUACCUCACUUUGCAACCUAUUGCCUACAUCUAAAAAAAUGUUCAAAUAUAUUACUAAGAAGUUUAUAAGCAUAAAGAAACCAAAGUUUGCUUUCAGGAAAGAGGAAUCUUAGGGAUAUUUUUUUAGGGAAGGUCUGGUUCUUUUAAAUUUGUGUAUAGUUGGAACCAUAUGUUGAUAUCCAGCCCUUGAGAUCUAUUACGGGCUCAGUUGGUAACUAGCUAACACUGUUCACUGUUCAUCUAUUUGACAACAGCCAUUUAAUCUGACCCACUGUAGAAAGGAAAUGUCUGAUAUAACAAUGAGAAUAUCAGAUAUUUCUCUAAAAACAGUUAUGAUACAAUCUGAAAUACCCUGUUGAAAUACUAUAAGCAUGCUUGCAGCUUGCGUUUUAAUUUCCCAUGACCCCUACAUACAGAGGGAAUAUAAUCAGCUUUGAAAAUCAAACACAUGGGUGUGCGGAUUUUUUUCCAAGGUCUGUAGCUGCUGUCAGGUUUGGGAAAUCAGAGGUGAAACUGAUGGGGUUCCAAGACAUGGUUGGGAUUGGGAAUGUUGGCGGUGAACUCUGGGUUUGAGAUAUUUUGAGGUGGGGACAAUUACAUUGGGUGGGGUUGGGAAAGAGUGCUGUGAGAUUUUCAUUUUGACUCCCAGUACCACAGUGGCAAAGCAGAAUAUCGGGGUCACAGUGCUUUGACCCCACUUCAAGGGACAAAGGGGCUCUCUCUCUCUUCUUCGUGUCUUAAAGUGGAAAUCAACUCCGAAACAGAAACCACAUCAGGUAUUCUUAUGUUCCUGUACAGUUUGGGAAAUAAUACUGACAGCAUUAGACUAGAUGCAGUAUUCCAACUGUUGGACAUCUUCUGGGACACUUGAUACUUGAACUGAAAGAAAUAGACAGUUGUGAAAAAUAUGAACCAUUAUGAUGGAAUGAUGAAUAUAUUAUGAUUUAUGUCUGUUCUUAACUGGAAAUGUGUCUCUCACAUAAGUCUAACUGUGGCUUUUUCGUAGUUCUAUUUGUAGUAGUUUUUAUAUGAGCCCUAUUGUGAUGACCAAAAACUACCUACCUACCUUACAUUUUUUUACUAAAUGGUUGCAAAAUGUUAGGAAAAAGUCUUUACACAUUUUCCUGUUAAUGUUCAUUACAAAUAUAAAAUAAUCUCACUGUUUGACUUUAACAUAAAGAUUAAAAAAAAGUUGAAAUGUCGGUUGCAUUUUCUGAUUCAUAGCUUAAUCUUAACAUUUAUAAAUCAGUUUUGGUUAUCGGUCCAUAAAUAAAAUCAGCUACUCAUAAACAUUGAAUGGUUUCACUCCAGAAACUGGUUCUACUUCAAUGUCUGAGUCUACUGUAUAUUUAAGAUUAUGGCCAAUUUUGGUAUUCAUUUGAAUUCUUUGUUUGUUAAAAUCAGCGUUUGCUUUGAGGGAUUAAACAAAUGGAAAUUCAAUUUCACAUUUUUGCAGUUACACACUUUGGAUUAUACAAUGUUUGGCUGCAGCUCUAGUGAGCCAGAUAGCGGUUAAACUGCCAUGGGGCUUAAGAAUUAACAUGUGGAUUCUGUUUUAGGGUUGGUGUCCCCUUUCAUUUUUUCAAUUUGUAUCUCUUCAUAUAAUUUGCUAAUUUCUGAUUGGUUCAGAUGUCCUUACUUUUAAUUUAAAAUGUUUGUUUGUUUGUUUCAAAAAAAAUUUACAUUUUGAUGAAUUUCACGAUAGAAAGAUGACACCAUUUGCUGUCAUGAACGUUUGUGGAUUUGCUGUCGAUUGUAUUGUUUAAGUUAUGUGCAAACCAAUUUCUUUCCUGCAGUUACUCUUUGCAGCAUAAAUAAAUCCUAAAUAAUCUUCUUUUGUUUGAGAGGAACCAUUCUAUGAACUUACAUUGCCUUAAAUAUCAAGUGAAGUCUGCUAACUGAAGCUCGCUCUCUGUCUGGAUAAGAUGUGUUCUAGUUUUUACUGGUGCUUUGCUGUUAGUUUAUACUAGUCCAGAGCUGUAUUCAUAAAGCUGCUGAAGCCAGAGAAAAAUUCAAUUUUGACUUUGUAUUUCUUAGAAUAGCUGUCUUUCGCCAUACAUUGAGGAUGUAACUACUUUAUUACUAAUUGCUAAAAGAUCAGUGUUAAAUCUAGUGUCAUUGACCCUUUUGGCAUUUUAGGAAAGUGUGUUUUUUUUCUGUUUUUCUUCUUCCUUAAACUUUUUACAAUAAAACCGCAUGCUGUCACUUUGGUUCUUACCUUUGAGUGUGAAGGUAAAGCACACCUAAACAAAUUUAUCAGAUGUCGUUUGUGCUCAAUGCGCCGUUCGUUUCAGUAUUCUGUGAAACUCCAGAGGGCGUACGAACAGAAAUGUACUAUGAAGAAGUAAGAAAACAACGAGCGUAACCGGCAGAACGCCAUAGACCAACCUCCUCAAUGACAAGAAUAAAAUUGUAAUAUAAAAAGACAAAAUUGCUUUAUUAUUAUAUUACAUGUUUUCAGUAGUUUAAACAUAAUCUCCCUGAUACAUUGUUUUGUAUAUGGCCACAAAGACAACUUGUGACAUUUGGUUCAUGGAGAAAGCUAAAAAGAAGUUUGAGUCAACAGUUUAAGCAUUGUUCUAAAUCAGUGCUCAAGGUGUAUUAAACAACAGGUAACCACUGUUCACAAACAAACAAACAUUGAAAAAGCUUAUAUGACUUAAAAACAGCUCCUUUUUACUUUAAGCUACCCUGCCAUAAGCAUGGUAAUAAAACACAACACGUAACACACUCCAAGGUGUUCGGGUAUAGAAAAUAAUGGACCCGGCUUUGCUUCCACAUUGUGCCAUUUUCUGAUUCACCACACAUUAUCACAUACUAAGUGUCUAAUAGUGCCUGCAAAUCCAUAACUUUUGAAACUCAAAAGUGAAGUGAAGUGGGCCAUUAGGUAUAAAAAAUCAGGAGCUGAAUCUUUGUUUAAAGAGUUGUUAUUUUCAAAAUAGUCUGGCUUUGUGAGGCUCAUCUUUGCCAAGUAAAGUUUCAUAAAUUCUCGUAGCUCUACAGUUUUGCCAUACCUCUGGUAUCCUUGAUGAUCAAGUCCAUCUGUUCUGUUCUUAAGAUAGUUUUAUGAAUACUGGUCGUCUUUUGUACAACCUAGCAGACUUUGUGUAGUAAAAAUGUUCAGAGCAUCGAGGACACUUGCUUCGACAUGAUUCACCUUAAUCAAGGCGAAGCUAUAACGCAGCUGUUAGGCUCUUUGUGCUUAACUGUUUAUGUUUAAACUGAAGGCGUUACAAUAUUUUGUAUUACUGUUUGGUGUUUUUUUGUAGCACAAAACUACAUAAAAAGGACUCAAAGAGGGCAAAAUCCUUCCGUUUAACAACGCAGAGUGAGCAUAGUUAUACUGUCUGUUAGCUCUGUACAAACAUUCUGUUUUAAUAUUACACUUGUGUAAAAGUAUGAAAUUAGUUUAACGUCUGACCUCUUUCACUUGUUAUUCUUGGUGUAUAAAUACAAACUAUUUCUUGCUAACCGUAAUGGUACGUAUUGUUACCUCCGUGCAUCUGAACGCAGGGAGAUUCCUUUCAUUUGUUUACAUUUUACAGACCACAUGAAUGUCAAAUGAAAAAACUGUUGAAAAUCCAAAUCGAGGAAAAAAAAACAUACAAUGUUGAUGUUGUUAUUACUAUUAUUGCUAUCAAAAGAGAAAAACAGUGUCGCCUUGUGUUUUUUGCUGUGCGGGAAACUGUCCAGUAUGUAUCUAUGUAUUACUUGUGGACUGCAUUUUGCUCACUGCCUGAGUUAUGAAGUGAAACAGUUCUUAGGGCUCAAAAAUGAGAGACAUUUUUGCUGUUGUUGCUGUCAAGGCCCCACUCCUUACCUAUUUUCAACCACAAAUCCGCUGACACAAUUUGGCUUUGAUCACAAAAGUUGGAAGUCCUCUCUACGGUUCUUAUCUCAUGUUGGGGUCGGGACUACGUCAGAGCAUCAGCUGAAUGCUGAAAUGUGAUAUCAUUAUGUUGAUUUAAAUAUUGGCUAAUGCUAUCCGGUCACAAUUUGCUAUUAGUGGGAUUUGAGUAUCGGUUGUAAUUGGUUGGAGUCAGGUGACAGAGCUGUUUAUAUCACAUCACUCUGGCUGUAGCUACAUAAACGUAAUGUUCCUGUUCUGCAGAUGGCAGACUGAACUACCAUGCUAGCUGGCUUGUCGUUAAAGCAUAGACUUUUUGCUGAAGCUUGAAUUUUAAAUUGUAUAUUUUUCUCUGCAUAUGAAAUUAAUAAAUAAAUUAUGGCCA
This is a messenger RNA of Anarrhichthys ocellatus (wolf-eel), 7702 nucleotides long. RefSeq names its product opiate receptor-like 1 (gene oprl1). The record is from RefSeq and is a predicted model, not a curated record. The transcript is spliced from 6 exons. The coding region runs from base 205 to 1305 and encodes 366 amino acids. Gene Ontology annotation, cellular component: neuron projection; plasma membrane. Lineage: Eukaryota; Metazoa; Chordata; Actinopteri; Perciformes; Anarhichadidae. Gene Ontology annotation, biological process: neuropeptide signaling pathway; sensory perception of pain. Gene Ontology annotation, molecular function: nociceptin receptor activity; neuropeptide binding.